This is a messenger RNA of Eremothecium sinecaudum, 897 nucleotides long. RefSeq names its product Hem25p (gene HEM25). NCBI's taxonomy places the organism in Eukaryota, Fungi, Ascomycota, Saccharomycetes, Saccharomycetales, Saccharomycetaceae. The coding region runs from base 1 to 897 and encodes 298 amino acids. The transcript has a single exon. Gene Ontology annotation, cellular component: mitochondrial inner membrane; mitochondrion. Gene Ontology annotation, biological process: glycine import into mitochondrion. The record is from RefSeq and is a predicted model, not a curated record. Gene Ontology annotation, molecular function: glycine transmembrane transporter activity.
AUGUCUGAGAAUAUUCCUAUGCAUAAAGCCCAUUUAGUGAGUGGCUUCUUUGGUGGUUUAACUUCCGUCGUUCUUUUCCAGCCAUUAGAAUUACUUAAAACAAGGGUACAACAAAAUGGUAAUAAAGGCGUCUUAAGAACACUUCGGGAGCUUACCUCAGUCACUGAGCUUUGGAGAGGUACGGUACCGUCAAUUUUGAGAACAUCUAUUGGAAGUGCAUUAUAUAUGUCAUUAUUAAAUCUGACAAGAACAAUGAUUGCUACGACCCAAGCUCAUCAGAGAACCAGUGUGUUGCCAAAACUAUCAAUGUAUGAAAAUUUACUCUGUGGAACGUUUAGUCGAGCUGUUUUGGGGGUUAUAACAUUGCCGCUUACUGUUAUUAAGUCGAGAUGUGAAUCGACCUUAUACUCAUAUAAAAGCAUGUCACAAGCUAUUUCUCAUAUAUACCGAACGGAAGGACUUCGAGGGUUUAUGACUGGACUUAGUAGUACGGUAAUGAGAGAUGCUCCAUAUGCAGGGAUAUAUGUGCUAUUAUAUGAGCAAGCGAAAACACAACUUCCUAAUCUUAUAUAUGGCACUACAGAGGAGGGCGUAGGCGCCGCAAUGCUUGGCACAUACCGCUCCACCUUAACAAAUAUAACAUGUGCAGCACUGGCGGCUGCUUUAGCGACAACUAUAACCGCACCAUUCGAUAUCAUAAAGACAAGAAUGCAAUUAGAUCCAAAGAAGUACAGCAGAUUUACAAAAACUACCUUACUUAUUGCUAAAGAUGAGAGUAUAAAAACAUUUUUUGAUGGGUUGGGAUUAAGAUUAGCUCGUAAGACGUUAAGUGCAGGGAUUGCAUGGGGAAUUUAUGAGGAAAUGGUUAAAGUUAUCACACUGCGAGCAGCAAAUUAG